UGGAGUCAGACUCGACUUAGCCUGCGUGUCAGUGCAGUCUACUUACAGCUGGCUGUGAGCAGAACUGGCGCUACUUAACUGUUAUUCAUACACACGUUUGAUAAGUCUAACUCCAAACUCAAUAGUUAAUCACUUUUGCUUCUACCGUGGUGAUUUUUCGCGUUUGUUGUUGUUGUUUUUUUUCUUCUUCUACGACUACGGAGAGUAAAGUUCGGAGGCUGGGCCUUUUAACUUAGCUGUCUGUCGCUUGAAAAAAAAAAAAGAGAGAAGCAGCCGCGAGUUGACUUAUUUUUGUUGUUGUCGAUAAAAGGGAGAGAACAAAAACCGCGAUAAAUGCUACUGACGAAAAUGGAUCUGUUGAACUUCCAGUACCUGGACAAGAUGAAUAACAACAUCGGCAUCCUCUGCUAUGAAGGAGAAGCAGCCUUGCGAGGAGACCCCCGACUGCAGUCGUUGUCCUUGUCCUCCUCGUCGUCUUCCUCGUCCUCCUCAUCUUCCUCUUCGUCAUCCAUCUCCAGCCACAGAACGGGCCCUCCGCCCAUCAGCCCCACCAAGAGAAAGUUGAGCGGGGAGCAGGGGGACAGCGACAUGGACGACAAUGAGCACGUGGCCAAGAUGAGCCGACUGUUCGUCGCACAGUUGAAACCUCAUGGAGACUAUCGCAGCGCCUCCAGGGAUCAAACCCGGAGUCCCAUGGAGCGCGUGGUGGUGCCCAGCGCCCUGGGCGUCCACGGCAACCACCUGUACAGCCACGCCCACCUCCAGCACCACCACCACCUGGCCAGCUUAGCCGCCAUGGACCAGCCGUUGGCGCUCACCAAGACGAGCGGCGUGACGGAGAGAAACGGCGCGACGGCUCUGCCCGCCGGGCCUCACCCGCUUGGCGUCGCGGAACGUCAGCAGAAUCGUCCUUCCGUCAUCACGUGUGCCCCUGCAAACAACCGCAACUGCAACCUGUCACACUGCCCGCUCUCCCACAACGGCUGCCCGAGCCUGACUAACAACUACAGGAGGGCCCACGCCAACACGGCGUGCGACCCAGUCAUCGAGGAGCACUUCCGCCGCAGCCUGGGCAAAAAUUACAAGGAGCCCGAACCGGCGGCGGCGACGGCGACGGCCACCAACUCGGUGUCCAUCACGGGCUCGGUGGACGACCACUUCGCAAAGGCGCUGGGCGAGACCUGGCUGCAGAUCAAGAACAAGAGCGCGCCGUCGUCGUCUGCCAGCAGCCCCAACUCGUCGCCCGACAGCCGCAUGAUCAACCACAAUCACUCCCCUUCUCUGGUCUCCUGAAGGGGGCGCAGUUUUCAACGGGGGACGGGUCCCCGACACCUUGAGGCCUCCUUGAGGGAGCGCACAGCCUGCUGGUCUGCUUAACACAAAUCACCAAUGGAGCAAUAAGGAACUGAUGAGGAACUUGAACGCUGCGCGAGUCUCUGUACUUAUUUGUACAUAAAGAAGCAGUUUUUUCUUGUAGAUCUUUGUUUUGUUUUGUUUGUAGAACUGUAGUUUGGCUAUUCUGCAUCAGAAGGGGGUGGGUGGGGUGGGGGGGGGGGGGUACGGUACCUGACUGCGUAACCAAAGAAACCUCGAGCCCCUUUCACACUGCGUAGUAAAAACCUCGCUAACUGCAUUGAACGUGCGAGUGGUUGAAUAAGAUUUCAGGCCAGGGUUAAGAUUUCAAAUUUUGGGUUUCAAGAGCAUGCUGUAGUACUUCAAGUUCGUUUCAAGACAGUGUUGAGAUUUGAAGCUUCGGGUUUGAGACCUCCGUUAGGGUUUCAAGCAAUUUGUUGGGCUUUUAUAUUCCAUGUUCAAAUUUGUGUGGUAAACUUUCAAAUUCAGGUUAGUUUGAGUGUCACGAUGAUGUAAAAGUUUCUAAUUUGAGUUUUAAGCAAAGGUUAGGCUUUCAAAUUAGGGUUAGUUGUAUAGCGUUGGGGUUAGUAGUGAAGAUUUUCAAAUUGGGGUCUUAGUUUCCAAUUACGGUUUCAAGUCAGGGUUAGGCUUUCAAUCCUGGUCUACGUUUAGGAUUUUAAUUCAGUGUUGGGGUUUCAAGUGUGGGUUAUAGUUCGUAGUUUUGCUUGGAGUUCCAAAUGAGGGUUUCAAGCAAAGAUUGUUUCACAUUAGGAGUCCGAGCCGGGUUGGCGCUAGGGUUUCUUAUCAGGGUUUCAAAUUGGGAGGGGGGUCGUUCUAAAUGAGUUAUGACUGCAGUUACGCGGCCUCCGACACACGCUAGCGCGCAAAGGAGUGUGAAAGGGUUCGCCGUUUCCCUCACAACGGUUGAGCCCGUUAAAAUGGCCGCCUGGCAGAUGAUAACGCAUGCUAACGCUAGCGCUAAUCGCAAAGAAGAACAACCGGCCCCUAAAAAUCUCUGCUGCGCUUCAGUUGUAAGUUUUGAAGGCUAACCGAACGCCUUUUUAGCCUUUGUGUGUAUUUUCGUUUUGUUUUUAAUUUUGAAUAGGUGGCAUCUAUUAGGACGCAUUUCAACGACUUCUAAUUAGCCUUUUUAUUCGUUUUUUUGGACGUUAUCUCGUAACACGUGUUCGACAGUAUCAUAUCACUGCUGGAUCAGUUGUACUCCAUGUUGUUAUAUCAUUGAUGUUACCAUGUGUUAUACUUUUUUUUUUUUGUAUCGUGUGCUAGCAAACAUCUCGAGCUAGCGGACAGGAUCUGCUAAACCAUUUGCUAACAUAACUCAAAAUUAAAAGCAAGGGUUGAUGUUGAUCCGUAGGCGGCGCCGCAUGUGGUGUCCUCGUGGGCGUCCCGGUGGCAUCUGUAAAGCUGACGCCAAGCAAGUCCAGACCAGUACGGUGCACAGUAUUGAAAAAAAAUUUGGCUGCUCGAAUGAGGACGAGAAACUAAAGUCUUAUUUUCUUUGUGUGGGUGCACCCCCCGUCCCC
This is a messenger RNA of Syngnathoides biaculeatus (alligator pipefish), 2897 nucleotides long. It is a transcript of the gene vgll4b, whose product is annotated as vestigial-like family member 4b. Bases 334 to 1293 code for a protein of 319 amino acids. Gene Ontology annotation, biological process: negative regulation of DNA-templated transcription. Gene Ontology annotation, molecular function: transcription coactivator binding. The transcript is spliced from 5 exons. The record is from RefSeq and is a predicted model, not a curated record. NCBI's taxonomy places the organism in Eukaryota, Metazoa, Chordata, Actinopteri, Syngnathiformes, Syngnathidae.